GGUGGAUAUUAGGGUUGUAUAACUAGUAUAUGUAAAUAAGUGCGGUGUUGUGACGCUUACCGCACAGACUUUGUGUUCACUUUGCGAAAUUUUACGUGCUGAUGGAAGACGGAUGACUAUUCUGAGUCUCUGUUGUACUUAAAAACCUACGAAGGUGAGAUUUCCUAUUGACCAGAACAGAAUUCGCACAGGUUGUACGGGUUGCUAUUGUUCUGCCUUUCAAAUCGGAAUCACAGGUUGUGUAUGCGUGGUUAUUUUAUUGACCGUAUAUGCAUUGCUUGACAGCUCUUAAGAGAAAGAUAAGGUUGAUUGGUGACGCUCUGUCCAGACUUCUCUCAUCACCGCUGCUACCACCAGGGAUGCUGAGAGGCAAAACCCGAGGGAUCGAUUUUCGAGUGCGUUCCUUCCACUCAUUUUCAAGUCAUUUACCAUUGCCAUGUGUGUAUAUCUUCUAUAAUUUUCAUUUCACAACAUAGGGUACAUUCGCCCGAGCAUUUAUAGUAUGAAUCAACCCGGGGCAAAUGAUACUUGUGUUGUGACAUAGAAAUCUGAAUCAUGAAUCAAAAGAUUUACAGGGUAGUCACAUCAACCUUGUCAAUCGUUUGAUUCAUGGUACAGGUGAGGCAUUCUUGAGACUGCUUAGUACAGAAGGCCGCUCAGAUUUCAAAUAGUUAGAAUGCAGAGUUAUCUACGAGUUGGCCGUAGAACCUUCUCUUUUAACCCCAAAUUUACCGACGAAAUGGACACAUGCUGUCGAACGCGUGAAGAAAGGAGUCAUCUCAUCAUUACCUUAUUUAAUAGUGCUACUCAACAUCAUUCUGUGAAGCCUAGUUACAUUGGUUGUGCAUGACUUUCUAUUGAGGUCUUCUUAUUGUUGCAAGUGUACUCCUUGUCCUCAACUUAUUGAGGUCAAGUAGUAAACUGAAAACUAGAUAAUUGACU
Marchantia polymorpha subsp. ruderalis is the source of this 942-nucleotide messenger RNA. NCBI's taxonomy places the organism in Eukaryota, Viridiplantae, Streptophyta, Marchantiopsida, Marchantiales, Marchantiaceae. The record is from the annotation of a GenBank genome assembly.